Messenger RNA from Knipowitschia caucasica, 1116 nucleotides. The record is from the annotation of a GenBank genome assembly. Lineage: Eukaryota; Metazoa; Chordata; Actinopteri; Gobiiformes; Gobiidae.
AUGCUCCUCAGUCUGGGGAUGUGGGGACAAGGAGCGAACGGAAAAGGGAAUGGCCGGGGUAAGAAAGAAGUCUCUGGAGCUGGAGUUUUCAAUCUUGGUCAAGACAGAGACAUGUGGAGACCAUUGAUUCACUUAACAGUUAACCUCAGUGACAUCACCAGUAUAAAGUCAGUAUUUCAACUCCGUACAUUUGACCCAGAAGGUACUGUUUUCUAUGGGGACACCAAAAAUGGAGAGGACUGGUUUGUAUUGUCCUUAAAAAAUGGGUUCCCAUUGAUGCAGAUUGGUAAAGCAGGCAUGCUGGUCAGUGCGACAGCAGGUCCUAAACUCAAUGAUGGCAAAUGGCACACUCUGGAAGUAAGCAACCAAGGAAAGUUUGUCGUUUUGAUAGUGGACGGGACACAGCCCCUGGUAGCUGGCCUGCAGCCCAUAACGAAAGAAGAGAUUCUUUCAGGCCCACUCCGACUGGCUGUGGGGGGGAUUAUGAUUAAUACAGAAAAGCUGCUUGUUCAGUUCAAGCCACAGAUGGAUGGCUGUGUGCGGGAGGGCACCUGGCUCAAUUUGAGUUCCCCCUGGGAGACAGAGGAAGAGGAGAUGUGGCCGUGCUAUGAAGACAUCAAACCAGGCAGCUACUUUACUGGAAAAGGCUUUGCUGUUUUUAAUUCUUCUGUUUUCCCCACACAAACAGAACAAGGAGUUUACAUUGAAUUAUGGGGAGAUUUUAAUAAGAUGGAGGGGACCAUUUUUAGUGUCAAAAGCCAGGGACAAGAGCCAAUAUUUUAUGUAAAGGCUGAUACAAGGACAAAGGAGGUUACACUCACAUUUGGUGCUGAUACAAUCAGCAUUAAACAAGUCUUCAGGAGGUUGAUGAUAACCUUUGAGGCUGGUGUACUGAGGGUGUAUGUGGAUGGAGUUGAGUCUGGAUCCAUAUCAGUGAGUGACAGCCACACAUGGGCCACAUCUUCCCUUGCAAUUGGAGGUCUCUUAGGUGAAGAAUACACUGGAACACGUUUUUUGACAGGAUGCCUUGAAAAGAUCCAGAUUCAAGGAAAGGCGUUGGAUAUGAAUUUAGCUGUCAAAAAGAUGUCAAUCUACUCCCAUAGUUGUCCUGCCUAG